Aaosphaeria arxii CBS 175.79 is the source of this 2930-nucleotide messenger RNA. RefSeq names its product V0/A0 complex, 116-kDa subunit of ATPase. The transcript has 4 exons. Lineage: Eukaryota; Fungi; Ascomycota; Dothideomycetes; Pleosporales. Gene Ontology annotation, biological process: proton transmembrane transport; vacuolar acidification. The coding region runs from base 121 to 2694 and encodes 857 amino acids. The record is from RefSeq and is a predicted model, not a curated record. Gene Ontology annotation, molecular function: proton-transporting ATPase activity, rotational mechanism; ATPase binding. Gene Ontology annotation, cellular component: fungal-type vacuole membrane; vacuolar proton-transporting V-type ATPase complex; vacuolar proton-transporting V-type ATPase, V0 domain.
UCGACACAGCUCCAGUAGCCAUCAGCCAUCAAUCAUUAACAGCAACCACGACCGACGGUCCCCAACAACCAUCGAGACAGCUUUUCUCUGCGCACAGUUAGUCGUCAGAGAGCUGCCAGCAUGGCGCCCACAAAGGACACCAUGUUCCGCUCCGCGGACAUGUCGUUGACGCAGCUCUACAUCGCGAACGAAAUAGGCCGCGAAGUUGUUUCUGCUCUCGGCGAGCUUGGUGUGAUGGAUUUCAGAGAUCUCAACUCCGAGACGUCCGCCUUCCAACGUACCUUCACACAGGAAAUCCGAAGACUCGACAACGUAGAAAGACAACUCAGAUACUUCCACUCGCAGAUGGAUAAGGCUUCUAUCCCGAUGCGCUCGAUCUACGAUUUCAACAACCCAUUCAUCUCUCCUAAGGCCUCUGAGAUCGACGAGCUUGCGGACAAGAGCCAGAGUCUGGAGAACAGGAUCUCGUCUCUGAAUGAGAGCUACGAGACCCUCAAGAAACGCGAGGUCGAAUUGACUGAAUGGCGUUGGGUUCUUAGGGAGGCUGGUGGAUUCUUUGAUAGAGCCCGUGGCCAGACCGAAGAGAUCCGACACUCUCUCGAUAACGACGAUGCUCCUCUUCUUCAAGAUGUGGAACAGAGCGGCCAGGGCGAGGCUGCCGCCGACCGCUCCUUUUCCGUUAUGAACAUCGGCUUUGUAGCAGGUGUCAUCCCUCGUGAACGUAUCGCCGCCUUCGAGCGAAUCUUGUGGAGAACCCUACGUGGCAACUUGUACAUGAACCAGUCCGAAAUUCCCGAGGCCAUCAUCAAUCCCGAAACCAAUGAGGAAGUCAGCAAGAACGUGUUCAUCAUCUUCGCUCACGGCAAAGAAAUCAUCGCAAAGAUCCGCAAGAUCUCAGAGUCACUCGGCGCCGAUCUGUACAGUGUGGAUGAGAACAGCGAGCUUCGCCGCGAUCAGAUCCGCGAGGUCAACACAAGAUUGAGCGAUCUCGCUAGUGUUCUCAAGAAUACCAAGUCCACUUUGGAUGCGGAAUUGACUGCAAUUGGCCGUAGCCUUGCAGCCUGGAUGGUCAUCAUUAAGAAAGAGAAGGCAACAUAUCAGACCCUGAACAAAUUCUCCUACGAUCAUCAAAGGAAGACGCUCAUUGCAGAGGCUUGGGCUCCUACGAACUACCUCGGUUUGAUCAAGUCAACUCUCCGAGAUGUCAAUGACCAGGCCGGUCUCUCGGUUCCGACUAUCGUCAACCAGAUCAAGACCACCAAGACACCACCAACCUACUUCAAGACCAACCGCUUCACGCUGGCUUUCCAGACCAUCAUCGACGCUUAUGGCACGAUCAAGUAUCGCGAAGUUAACCCGGCGUUGCCUACUAUCGUCACUUUUCCCUUCCUGUUUGCGGUCAUGUUUGGUGAUUUCGGCCAUGGUAUUAUCCUCCUGACUGCAGCUCUUGCUAUGAUUUACUACGAACGCAAGCUUCAACGAAGCAAGCUCGAUGAAUUGUUCUCCAUGAUCUUUUACGGACGUUACAUCGUAUUCAUGAUGGGAAUCUUUUCGAUGUACACUGGUCUUUUGUAUUGCGAUGCCUUCUCCAAGGAACUCCCCAUCUUCAAAUCUAUGUGGAAGUGGACCGAGAACGACGACGGAUCAUUGGGCCCUACUGCCACUCGAGUUGAGGGCUACACCUACCCAUUCGGUCUCGACUGGAGAUGGCAUGAUACCGACAAUGACCUUCUCUUCUCCAACAGUUACAAGAUGAAGCUCAGUAUUCUCUUGGGUUGGUGCCACAUGACCUUCUCCCUUGGCUGGUCAUUGGUCAAUGCGCUGUACUUCUCUACUCCCAUUGAUAUUUGGGGUAACUUCGUUCCUGGCAUGAUCUUCUUCCAGUCCAUCUUCGGUUACUUGUCAUUCACCAUCGUAUACAAGUGGUGUGUUGACUGGGCCGCUCGCGGUCAGAACCCUCCUAGCUUGUUGAACAUGUUGAUCUACAUGUUCUUGCAGCCAGGCACUUUGGAGAACCCAGAUCAGCCAUUGUACAAAGGACAGGCAGGAAUCCAGGUCGUCCUCCUGCUUCUCGCCGUUAUCUGCGUUCCUAUCCUGCUUUUCUUGAAGCCUUUCUAUCUUCGAUACGAGCACAACAAGGCUCGGGCUUUGGGAUACCGUGGCAUUGGCGAGAACACUCGUGUUAGCGCGCUGGAUGACGACGAUGAAGAAGGACAAAACCUCAACGGCGGACGGGAGAGCUUUGGUGACGAUGACGAUGGCAUCGCAAUGAUCACACAGGACAUUGGACACGGCGGGGAGCACGAAGAGUUUGAGUUUAGUGAGGUCAUGAUUCAUCAAGUCAUCCACACUAUUGAAUUCUGUCUCAACUGCGUGUCUCACACCGCCUCGUACCUACGUCUUUGGGCUUUGUCAUUGGCACAUCAGCGUCUUUCUAUUGUCCUGUGGGAGAUGACCAUGAAGAUUGCAUUUGGAUUCACUGGAAUUACUGGUGCGAUCAUCAUGGUAGUCGUCUUCUACAUGUGGUUCGCUCUCACAGUCGCCGUUCUCUGUGUCAUGGAGGGUACUAGCGCCAUGUUGCACUCUCUGCGUCUGCACUGGGUCGAGGCCAUGAGCAAGCAUUUCAUCGGAGACGGUGUCCCCUUCGAGCCAUUCAGCUUCAAGGUCUUGCUCGAGGAAGAGCCUGUCGAGUAAACAAUAGCGAACGUUUAUAGGCGUUGCGAUUUUUCUUUUGUAUUGUAAAGGGUUCUGUUUUGUAACAAUAGGUACCUAAACAAACGACCCCUGCUCCCAAGCGGUCCCUCACACGCAUAGCUCUCACAUUUUGGGCACCGUUUCUAGUGUGUUUUUUGUUUUUUUCCUCCUGGAAGCUGGUAUGUAGCUGUUAUGUAUAUAGAAAUGUACAACAUCAAGUACUACAAUAGUAACGC